CGCGGAUCGUCCUUUUUAACUUAACGACACGAGACGCGAUCUUCAAGAGGCGUCAUGGGGCUGCGCGCGGGCUGGGAGUCGGCUGUCGACUCGGCGAGCGGCAACACGUACUACUUUAACCGAAGCUCGGGCGAGACGUCAUGGACACCGCCGCCACCGAUCGCGCACUCGACCGAGUCGGCGGCGAUUUUGAUCCAAAAGAUCUACCGGGCCAAGCAAGCGCGCGCUCGGCUCCAGACCAUGAUGCACAGUAUUUACCAGCGCAUCUUUGAUCCAACCACGCAGGCGUACUUUUACCACAAUGUCAAGACGGGCGAGACCUCCUGGAUGACGCCGCGGGGGCUCAAGAUCAAACCUAAAACAUCGCCGAACGAAGGGAGUAGUUCGGAGGAGCCCGAGAGCCCGCUACCGCCUGGUUGGUCCGAGGCCUUUGACAACGCGACCCAGCACACCUAUUACGUCAACGAGGCGACCAAAGAGACGUCGUGGACACGCCCGCAGGCGAGUCCGAGCUGGAAACCCUUUGUGAUGGACGAAGAUGAAGCAGCAACACUUUUGCAAGCAGCGUGGCGAGGGCGGCGUGACCGAGACCGCGUGCGGCAGGAGCUGCUGGAGCGCUUCGUGCCUGUGAUCGACCCAACGACAGGCGCGACGACGUACUUGGACAAGCAGACAAAGCUUUCUCUCGCUGCGCGGCCAAACUUCCCUCAGACACCGAGCAACCGAGCGAUACUGGCAGCUCCGACCACCGCGAUGCCAAAGGAAGAAAUGUACGGCAGUGAGAGCAGUCGACGCUCCUUCCGCAUUGGCCAGCGCACGUACCCUCGCUCCAAAGGCCAGCUCAUUGUCGAUGCUGCCGAAGACCUGGAGCUAGAAGACAUACCUGUGACCGAGCUCGACAUGAGCCGUCUCCAGGCGAUCAAGCUCACGAGUCGUAUAUGGAAUCUCGAUAAUUUGCAGCGCCUCCUCCUGCACGAAAACCGACUUACGCGCAUUCCGUCGGGCAUUCAAGACCUCACCAAACUGGUCUACUUGAAUGUGAGCCACAACGCAUUGGCGACGCUGCCAUCGGGGCUUCAGACGACAAAGACGCUGCAGCACCUCGACGCGUCACACAACGUCAUAGCCACCUUCUCACCGCGCCUUUGGAAGCUCGGCAACCUCACGCACUUGGAUCUGAGCCACAACAAGCUGGUGGAGCUACCGUAUGUUGAAGGCGAUCUCAAACUCCUCAAAGAAACGGGAGCAUGGGGCGUCGGCAUCGGGCUUCUCUCCAAGCUGCACACGCUCAAAUUGCAGCACAACCUCCUUCGAGCGUGGCCAUCAAUGCUUGAGAGCUGCAUGGCAUUGCGUACGCUGGACUUGAGCGAGAACGCCCUCACGGAGCUCAGCGCUGACGUGGGUAAUUUGAGUCAACUAGAGUCGCUCGUCCUCCACCACAAUCAGCUAAGCCGACUGCCCGACACACUUGGUCUUCUCGGUGAGCUGCAAAUGCUGGAUGUGUCGCACAACCUUCUGAACGACGUGCCAGCAAGUAUUGCUGAUUGCACGCAACUUUCGAUCUUGAACUUGACCCACAACGCCCUCGCGUCGCUUCCAGAGGCAACCAAGGCGCUCGUUACCUUGACACGCUUGCUCCUCUCGGAAAACCCUUUUGUGGCAUUUCCAAAUCACUUUGCUGACAUGCUUGCGCUCACGACACUUACCAUGGCCUCGUGCAAUAUCCCAGCAUUGCCCGAAGGCUUUUGGACGUUUGCCAAGACGCAGCUACCGAGUCUCUCGAGCGUCGAUCUCUCGCACAACAGCAUUCAAUUUCUGCCGACAAAGGGCUUGACGCGCCUCCGAAGCGUUCUCACGACACUGCGCUUGAGCCACAAUGCAUUGGAGGCGCUUGAGCCCCUCGUGUGCACCUGCCAUCGCCUCACCGAGCUCUCACUGUCCCACAACGCGCUCUCGACGCUGCCCGAUGAAGUCGCUGGCUUGAAAGCACUUGAAAUCCUCGACGUGUCGUACAACCAGCUGCAGGCGCUGCCAGAGACAGUGACCAACCUCGCCAAGCUCAAGUCGCUUCGCGCCAACCACAACCAACUCCACGCGUUGCCAAAGCUCGUGGGUCGGUUGACACUACUCGAGUAUUUGGACGUGUCGCACAAUGCGCUGACGCACUUGCCGUCGACGGUGCACGAGCUUCGGCGGCUAAUGUACCUCUCGGCGGCGUCGAAUCAACUCGUGCUGCGCCCGCCAUACCUCCAGCACCACGUCGAGACGUUUGUGGACCUGAGCAACAACCCGUUCGAAACGAUCGACAGCGACUACCACGCGUACAUGACGGCCGUGUACAAGGCCAAGGCCGACGUCGACCGAGGCGAGUACGCGUCUGCGCACGCGCUCUUCUCCGAGCUGCUCUACGACACCAAGUUGCGGCCGUACGAUCUGUUGCCUCCGACGCACCAGCACAUUCGCACGGUUGCAGUCUUUUACCGAGGCAUCUGCCGCUACCAGCAGAUCAUGGCCGCACUGCGGGAGCUCGAGCGUGUGAGCCAAGAAGCCGCCGACGUCGCACGAGUGGUGCACGAAGAUACCCUGCUCCACAGCAUAAGUCGUCGCAUCGGUGAGAAGCCCCGCACUGUGCCGUUGCGAUCCCCCGACGCUGUCCGUGACGCGCAAGACCAGAUCGCCAAGCUCGUUGCGCAGAAAGGCCAGCUUCGCACCGACAUUGCCGUUUGGCGAGACGACGCGGUGCGCGACCUCAAGACGGCACUGCGCCUGCGUAUGGAGCCUCGCACGUCGAGCUACACGCUUGCGUUGCUCUACGCCAAGCUCGGCGAGUAUCCGAAUGCCGUCCAGAUGUGGACAACAGCGAUGAGCUACGUGCCGACAGCACGGAACGCAAUGACGGACGGCGACGACAGCGAGACAGUCACGGCGGCGCUCGUGCCUCUUCUCUUGCACCGGGCGCGCGCGUAUGCGGCCAUGGGUCAGAUCCCGCGGGCCCUCGUCGACUACCGGCGCAUCCUCGCUGUCUUUCCGGAUGACGCCGACGCCCAACUGGAGCUCUACGAGUGGAGCGAACACCACCGCAAAUUUCACGAGCCGUGUGGCGUCGACAGUGAUGAACUCCUUCGAGCGGUGGACGUCGACGUUGGCACGGGUAUCGGACGCCGGCGCCACGACCCCGCGGUCGCAGCGCUGCCCGCGCUCAACGAGAUCGACUCGGCUGCUGCGUUUCGCGAGGCGUGCCAGCGACUUCGCGACGCUGCAGCGACAGCCCAUGUGCAAACGAUUCAAGCCGAGAAGGCAGCCAAGGCAAGCCGCGACGCAGCGGUCACCCUCGUGCUCGAUCGGAAGCGCGAGAUUCGCGCCAACUUGGACAUGCAGAGCGAAGAGGUCGACCAGCGCAAGCGCGACGCUGCGAUAGCCCGUGCUUUGUACAUGCUUCAGCAGGAGCGCGCUCGGGAAGAAAAUGAGCGCACGUGGAUGGGCUACGAAGAGGACGUACAGCGCUGGACCGAGCGCGAGCAAGCCCGGUUGCUUCAGGAGGAGCUGGAUGCGCUCGAGGCAGCCAGGCGCAAGGCGGAAGAGAAGGCCGAGCUAAAGAAGCGGAUGGCCCGUCGUGGUGGCCUGCGCCAAGCGUCGUCGACCCGAGGAAAGAAGUAA
Saprolegnia parasitica CBS 223.65 is the source of this 3657-nucleotide messenger RNA. RefSeq lists its product as hypothetical. Gene Ontology annotation, molecular function: protein binding. Bases 55 to 3657 code for a protein of 1200 amino acids. Lineage: Eukaryota; Oomycota; Saprolegniomycetes; Saprolegniales; Saprolegniaceae. The record is from RefSeq and is a predicted model, not a curated record. The transcript is spliced from 12 exons.